AUGCGAGACCUCAAGGCGGCCGCGGCGGAGAAGGCUCACGAUGCGCGGAGAGCGUUCACCAGCCGGCGCAACUUGGUGGAAUGGCUGCAAGUCCACGAUACCGCCCUCGACCAGCAUGGCCACCGACCAAAAGGUCCGACGUGGUCCAACCAAGACCUCGAUCCCACUCCGCCAGAGAAGCGCACCUGGCGCUGGUGGAAUUAUUCCAUCUUCUAUUGGGGGUAGAGGAAACGUACGUUGAUCAUGCUUGGAUCCAUUGACUGAUCCGUCGUAGACUCUCCUUUGGUAACUGGACUCUCGGCUCGACCAUGAUAGGCAUCGGUCUCAACUGGUGAGUGCAGAGAGCUCGUACCGAUGCGUGCAUCGUCCUGGAGACGCUGACAGCCCUCUCAGGUGGCAGGCCAUCCUGACCAUCUUCCUCUCGCAGCUCAUCUCCUCCAUCGCCAUGUUCUUCAACUCGCGCUGCGCCAGUGUCUAUCACAUCGGCUAUCCAGUCGUCGCACGCAGCGUCUUUGGCAUGUGGGGCUCUUACUACUUUGUGGGCGUUCGCGCGGCUCUGGCAAUCAUCUGGUAUGGCGUGCAGCUGUACUCCGGCUCUGCUCUGCUGGCCAACAUGCUGCGAGCCGUCUUCGGCCACAACUACACCGACAUCCCCAACCACAUCCCCGAAAGCAUGGGAAUCACGUCCGCUGGCAUGUUAGCCUUCCUCCUAUUCUGGCUCGUCCAUCUGCCCUUCACCUUCUUUAGGCCCUACCAGCUGCGGAAGUUCUUCUGGUUCAAGGCGAUCAUCAUGCUACCGGCCAUCCUGGGGCUUUUCAUCUUCUGCAUGGUGAACACCAAGGGCAACAUCCGUCUCGGCCAUCUCUCAUCCAAAGAAGGCUCCGACGGCUGGGGAUGGUUCUUCGUCUACUCCAUCAACGCUGGCAUGGGCAACACCGCUACUCUGAUCACCAAUCAACCCGACCUCGCGCGUUGGAGCAGGACCAAGACAGGGGCCAUGUGGAGUCAGCUUCUGUCCAACCCAAUCGCCGUGACACUAUCCGCCAGUCUGGGUAUACUCUCCACCGCCGCAAUCAACAACGCCUGGGGCCUCGAGCUAUGGAACCAGUGGGAUCUCCUCGACGCUAUCAUGACGCGCUACUGGAGUGCCGGCAGCCGCACUGCGGUCUUCUUGGCCGCCGCCGGUUGGACGGUCUCCAUCCUGGGAACGAACAUCGCCGCCAACAUGAUCCCCUUUGGCUCCGACAGCACCAUGCUCUUCCCGCGAUACCUGACCAUUCCCCGCGGCCAACUAGUCGUCGAAUGCCUCGCCUUUGCCAUUUGCCCGUGGAAGAUCCUAGCCAGCGCAUCGACCUUCACCACCUUCCUCUCCGGCUACGGCCUCUUCAUGGCCUCGGUCGUCGCCAUCAUGGUCUGCGACUACUUCCUCCUCACCAACGGCAACCUCUUCCUCUCCCACCUCUACGACGGCUCCCGGCACAACCGGCACUACUACUACUGCCACGGCUGGAACCUGCAAGCCGCCAUCGCCUAUAUCGUCGGCAUCGCGUUGCCCUUCCCGGGAUUCGUAGGCACCCUAGGCCCCAGCGUCAGCUCCACGGCCACGAAGCUGGGCCAACUAGGCUGGAUGCUCAGCUUCGCUUCGUCGUUCCUCGUCUACUACGUCCUAUGCAAGAUCUUCCCGACCACAAAUCAGAAGCUCGUACGGGAGAGUAGGCUCUCGUGGGAGGAGAUGAGGUUAGUAGUAAUCCUCCAUCCAUCCAUCCCAUCCCACCAAUUCUAGACACCCGAACGCGGCUGACUCACUUGCUCUUUUCUUAUGAACAAACAGUUCCAGGGAUCUUGUCGUCUUGGAUGGGACUAUGAUCAGUGAGGAUCAUAGCGAAGACGAUCGACAAGCGCCUCCUGCCCACGGCAAAGCCUUUGACGGCAAGCACGGCGCCGUCGCUACGUCCGUGAUAAGCUCAUCGUAA
Molecule: messenger RNA, 1973 nt
Organism: Lecanosticta acicola
Lineage: Eukaryota; Fungi; Ascomycota; Dothideomycetes; Mycosphaerellales; Mycosphaerellaceae
Source: the annotation of a GenBank genome assembly